Mya arenaria is the source of this 3496-nucleotide messenger RNA. Its product is annotated as ras-related C3 botulinum toxin substrate 1-like. Gene Ontology annotation, biological process: small GTPase-mediated signal transduction. Gene Ontology annotation, molecular function: GTP binding; GTPase activity. The coding region runs from base 310 to 870 and encodes 186 amino acids. The record is from RefSeq and is a predicted model, not a curated record. Lineage: Eukaryota; Metazoa; Mollusca; Bivalvia; Myida; Myidae. The transcript is spliced from 5 exons.
UAUGUAGGGCGAGAAAGAGUUACGUGUUCAUGUAUAAGGAAGUUAUACAAAAAUCCCAUUACAAAGUUGAAGGAAUUUAGGUACAAGAGUUAUAAAGUGUAUCCACAAUAAAAUAAAGAAAGGAAUGGCAAGUUAUUCUUUAAUAUUGGAUAUAAAUAAGCACAGUUACAUAUCGGACAACGCUGAUCUCAAACAACGUUAAUAAUUUAUCGUUUUAAAAAGAUAUAUCAGAAAAAAACAUGAUAAUACUUUGAAUACAUUAACGCACAAGGAAUAUAAAUUCGUGAGGUAUUGUUGGACACUUUACCGAUGAAAUCCCUCAAGUGCGUUGCUGUUGGAGAUGGGAGCGUGGGGAAAACUUGCCUUCUGAAGACAUUUGUGGACAACUCCUUCCCUCACGACUAUGUUCCCACUGUAUUCGACAACGACAAGGCGGUGAUAGCGGUGGACGGUUCGAACUACGAGCUGCACCUGUGGGAUACGGCGGGCCAAGAAGCCUACGACCGCCUCCGCCCCCUCUCUUACCCGAUGACGGACGUCUUUAUCAUGUGCUUUUCCGUUAUUUCUAAGUCGGAAUCAUAUGAAAGCGUCUCUUCAAAGUGGGUACCGGAAGUGCGCCAUCACUGUAAAGACACUCCGAUAAUUUUAGUUGGCACCAAAGCUGACGCCCGCGAAACAUUCUCAGACCGGAGUGAAAUAGUGACGCACCAGCAAGGUCUAGUGUUGAAGAAAUUGGUUGGAGCGAGGUAUUACGUGGAAUGCUCGGCUCUGACACAGAUGGGCAUAGUCGAGGUAUUUCAAGACGCUGUGCGCGCAGCAAUCGCACCGCCAGUAAAACGACAUGGAAACGGCCGUUGUAAAUUAUUAUGACUGCAAAUCAAACAUGUUUGAUUAUUAUUUGUUGUGAUCGACACCCAAAAAAGUAAAAUGCAUGUGUAAUUUAUGCAUUUCAAUCUGGUAAAUGUCUGACAAUAUUUAACGGAUGUAUAACAUGUGAUUGUAACUAUAUAUUUUAACAGGUAAUAUGCAUAUCGGUCCUCAAUGUUUUUAAAAUAUCCAUAUUCCAUUAACUACAAACGAACAUAGAAAUAUAUGAGUAAAUCUGCAUUUUUAUAUAUUGAAUUAACAACAUUUCAAAUUCGAUAUUUUCCUUUCACAAAUACACGAUUUCAACUCAGUCACGAAUUCAUCAUAGCACGUAAAAUUGUGACGUUGACAUCGUGAAUUCAUGAUCACGUGAAGUUGAAAUCGUGAAUUCAUGAAUUCGUGAAUUUGCGAAAUCGUGAAGUUGAAAUCGUGAUUUCGUGAAGUUGAAUUUGCGAAAUCGUGAAUUCGUGAAGUUAUAUUUGCGAAAUCGUGAACGUUGAAAUCGUGAAUUCAUGAAUUCAUGAAGUUAUAUUCGCGAAAUCGUGAAGUUGAAAUCUUGAAUUCAUGAAUUCAUGAAGUUAUAUUUGCGAAAUCGUGAACGGUUGAAAUCAUGAAUUCACGAAUUCGUGAAUUUGAAUUUACAAAAUCGUGAAGAUGAAAUCGCGAAAUUAUGAAGGGAGAAAUCAUGAAAUAUUGAUUUUGAAAUGUCAGCACCGGUCUUUCGUAUGAUAAAGUUACCCCUAUCGUGUAUCGUAACGCCUUAAAAAGUGCCCUCGAUAAGAAUACGAGUACAUUCAUACAGAAGUUAUACCUGAUAAUCAGAUACAAAUAGCAUGUGACGAGGUAACACGCAACUUGGAAACCAGUUGUAACAUUAUAUUAGAACAUUAGUAUUAAGUUAAUGCAAUAUAUAGUUCAAGCAGAAAUGAUAUGAUAUGUAAACGUUAGACGAAAUGAAUUUAUAACUAAAUAACAUGAUACCUUAUUUAUCAAUAGCAUGCGAUUGAAAGGCAGCUUUUUUAAGGAAACAAAAUGUGUUUCGAAAACAUUAAGUAAGAUAAUCUCAUUCAUCAGAGGUUUGGUAAUGAUAGCAUUCAUCGCUCUUUUGUACGUGAAUGGUUAAGUGGCACUCGUAUUCAAAAUAAAUACAUACACAUUUAUAACAAACAUACAUUUUGAGUGAUAAACCUUUAACUACUGACUAAAUAGUGCACGUAUGGAAAAUAUUAAACACUGAUAACAGGAUUGUUUUGGCGUAUAUAAUAGUUGAAAACGCGAACAAUAUUAAAGCUGCACUCUCACAGAUUUACAGUUUUUCCAACUUUUUUUAUUUUAAGUCUUGGCAUGAGCAAAUUUUUGCGUAAAUAUCUGCAAACCAGUAAUAAACGACCCCUGACAAAACAUCGCAGAUUUUCAUAUUUCCGUUCCCAAAUUAAUGUUUUAUGGCUAAAACCGUUACUAACAGUUUAAUGUAUAAAUCUGCAAUCUAAUGUUUUGUCAGCAGUCUUAUAAGACAUGCAUUUUCUCAUAAAAUGGCUCGUUCCAAGACAAUUUUUUUUUAAAUGUUCAACCUGUGAGAGUGCAGCUUUAAAUGAUUUGUGAGUGCUAAAUUUUUUACUGUGAUCUACUAUUGUCUCAUAAGGUAGAAAUACCGUGUUUCUGCACCUUUCUUUCAAAUUAAAUAAGGUAUCGUUCAAAUAGGAACCAUUGUUUUCGGCAUGUAUUAAUCCUUUUUGGUAUAUUAAAACAAUUAUUUUAAUUGUGGUAAAUCUUGUUUGGGAGUAAGGGUGCAUCUUUAGUAAAAAUAGGUCAAAACUCAAUGGGGUUUCGCUGUUUUUUUUUCCAUUACGUUUGACGCUUUGAACAAUCGUGUUGCAUUAUUGUGAUUGAUAACAGUACCUUAAUGUUUCUUUGCGAUGCCAUUAUAUCUAUCAUUCGGAACUCCUCGGCCAUUUUUAUCGAAAACAACCUCGGAUGUAUUUCGACCAUUUACAUACUCAAAUUGGUAUAUAUGUUUCAGUCCACUGCAAGUAGAUCGCGUAGUUAUUUAAUUUUGCAGUUGAAGUUAAUGACUUUAUUCUUGGCAAUCUACAUUAUGAUUGCAAUAAACACUUCACUGGCAAUUCGUUUAAACUUAGAUCAACAAAUAUAAGUUAAACUACUGCAUUUAAUUAAUGACAUAAUUCAAAAUUGUACGAACUACUUCUACUGAUGUACCGGCAUACAUCCGAGGUUCUUUUCGAUAAAAAUGGCCGAGGAUUUCCGAAUGUAUAUCUAUAGGCUACACUAUGUGCGGUUACCGUAAACGAUUAAAGUUUUUUCGUGACCUAUUCCCUUUUAUAUGUCCUAUUAAUAAACAUCAGCACUGUUACAUUGUACUGUUUCUGUUGUGUUCUUUAUCAUUAUUGUCUUGUUUUCUUUAUAUUGUGUAACUGUAUCUUCCUGCAAUAAAAUAAUCAAAGUGCUGAAAGCAUUGAUGGACUAGGGCUUCAUUUAGGGGAAUGUUGAUAACCAUGUUCUAAGCAUUAAACAAAUCGGCUCACAUCAAAAGGGGUCACUGUUUAAUGGGCUAGCUUAAACUUUAGACUAAAACUGCUUGCAAGCUGCAAAGGAAAGUUUAAAAGUGUGG